CCAUGGUAUUGAUGCAAGCAAAUAGGCCCGUUCCACUGCCCGCCGCUCGCUCCGGCAACUCAAAAAAGCUUUCCCGUUUCCCACACGGUCAAGACAAAGAGACCCAGAAGGCGAGCCUUUUAACCCAUCGUCUUUCCUUUUCCCCCCAACUCGCACCCUCCUUUUGUUGUUACGCCAGAUUUUUCCUUUCCACCCCGCCCGCCACCGCUCAAGCUUGUGACUGGCAAUUCCUCUGGCCGAACCCGUCGCAUUUCUGAAGCCCGCAACCCACGCCGCCCUGCUCUCGGCUGCUCGACAGCCUCCCACGCCCGUCCCUCCUCCGCCAGAACCGCAGAACCCACCCCUCCCUAGAGCCUAGAGCCUCGACGCUCGACACGCGCAGCAACCAUGGCCGACCGGUACAUCCCCGAGCACCGGCGCACCCAGUUCAAGGCCAAGAACACCUUCAAGCCCGAUGAGCUGAGGAGGCGCCGCGAGGAGCAGCAGGUCGAGAUCCGCAGGGCAAAGCGCGAGGAGAACCUGGCCAAGCGCAGAGGAAUCGGCACAGGCGCCGACCGCCCUGGCGCCUCGCUCGGCGCUGCCCCUGACAGCGACGAUGACACCGCUCCGACCGAGUCUCAGCUCAACGAGGACCUCCCCCAGAUGGUACAGGGCGUUUUUUCCGAGUCAAUCGAUGCCCAGAUUCAGGCCACCACCAAGUUCAGGAAGCUGCUCUCCAAGGAGCGCAACCCCCCGAUAGAAGAGGUCAUCAAGACCGGCGUCGUCAGCCGCUUUGUUGAGUUUCUUCGUUCGCCACACACCCUGGUCCAGUUCGAGGCUGCCUGGGCCUUGACCAACAUUGCCAGCGGCUCGGCCACGCAGACCCAAGUCGUCAUCGAGGCUGGUGCUGUUCCCAUCUUUGUGGAGCUUCUGGCUAGCCCCGAGCCCGAUGUAAGGGAACAGGCCGUUUGGGCGCUGGGUAACAUUGCAGGCGACAGCCCUCAGUGCCGUGACUAUGUUCUCAACUGCCAGGCGCUGAAGCCACUUCUCAACUUGCUCGGAGACAGCCGCAAGUUGAGCAUGCUCCGCAACGCGACGUGGACUCUGAGCAAUUUCUGUCGUGGCAAGACCCCUCAGCCCGAAUGGGGAACCAUCGCACCCGCUCUUCCCGUGCUUGCGAAGCUCGUUUACUCGCUUGACGACGAGGUUCUGAUCGACGCUUGCUGGGCCAUCUCGUAUCUCUCGGAUGGCUCCAAUGACAAGAUCCAGGCCGUCAUCGAGGCUGGAAUCCCACGCAGGCUUGUGGAGCUGCUCAUGCACGCCUCCACCUCGGUGCAGACCCCUGCUCUCCGCUCGGUCGGCAACAUUGUGACGGGUGAUGAUGUGCAGACCCAAGUUAUAAUCAACUGCGGAGCCCUCCCGUGCCUCCUUUCCCUUCUCGGCUCCAAUAAGGAUGGCAUCCGCAAGGAGGCCUGCUGGACCAUUUCCAACAUCACUGCUGGAAACUCGGCCCAGAUCCAGUCGGUUAUUGAUGCCAACAUCAUCCCGCCCCUCAUCCACCUCCUCUCCAACGGCGACCUUAAGACCCGCAAGGAGGCCUGCUGGGCUAUCAGCAACGCGACCUCGGGAGGCCUGCAGAAGCCAGAACAGAUCCGCUACCUUGUUGCCCAGGGAUGCAUCAAGCCACUUUGCGACCUUCUGGCAUGCCCCGAUAACAAGAUCAUCCAGGUUGCGCUCGAUGGCCUCGAGAACAUCCUCAAGGUCGGCGAUCUCGAUAGGCAGGCGGCCGGCGAGGGCCAGGACGCGAUCAACCGCUUUGCGCUCUUUAUUGAGGAGUGCGGCGGCAUGGAGAAGAUCCACGACUGCCAGACCAAUGCCAACGAGGAGAUCUACAUGAAGGCGUACAACAUCAUCGAGAAGUACUUUUCGGACGACGACGACAACGCUGAGGACGCCACACAGGCCCAGGGUGCCAACGGCACCUUUGGCUUCAGCGGCGCCGAGGGCGGCGCUGCCCAGCCAGGCCAGUUCAGCUUCGCCAACGGUGGCGAGUCGAUGGACAUGUAAAGCGCUGCAGCCGGGCUGGUCUUGUCGCAGAUGGCUUGGGAAGCAGGCAAUCGGACCUGCCCACCUUGAUCCGACCAAAAUACGUUGUCUCAACCUUCACAUCACAAAAACGACCAUCCUGUCUGUCUGAUUGGUAGCACACCCCUUGCCCCCCGAUUCCCCCACACCCCCUCCCCCUACUGGCGUUUGUUAUUUUCUGCAUUUUUGCCGCUAGGCGAGAACGAGAAGACGGGCCCUUUGGU
Molecule: messenger RNA, 2288 nt
Organism: Gaeumannomyces tritici R3-111a-1
Lineage: Eukaryota; Fungi; Ascomycota; Sordariomycetes; Magnaporthales; Magnaporthaceae
Product: importin subunit alpha-1
Exons: 3
Coding region: 388-2046 (552 amino acids)
Biological process (GO): NLS-bearing protein import into nucleus
Cellular component (GO): cytoplasm; nucleus; nucleoplasm
Molecular function (GO): protein binding; nuclear import signal receptor activity
Source: RefSeq, a predicted model, not a curated record